Molecule: messenger RNA, 2048 nt
Organism: Mugil cephalus (flathead mullet)
Lineage: Eukaryota; Metazoa; Chordata; Actinopteri; Mugiliformes; Mugilidae
Product: phospholipid phosphatase 2-like
Exons: 6
Coding region: 265-1116 (283 amino acids)
Biological process (GO): phospholipid dephosphorylation; phospholipid metabolic process; signal transduction
Molecular function (GO): phosphatidate phosphatase activity
Source: RefSeq, a predicted model, not a curated record
GCAGGAUCGCCUCCUCUCGCUGCUCACCUGAAACAGCGCAGUGUGGAAACACGCAGAGGCGGACAGGUAGACGCAGGAGCUGAGCCGGAAGAGCGAGCAGGUCGAUUCGGCUGCAGUUACACAAGUUCUGCAUGUUUUUUGUUUGUUUGUUUGUUUGCUUUGUUUUGUUUAGUUUUUUUUAACAUCACGUCUCUGUAGCUUCUUUCUUUUUUUUAACACUAUAUCACGCUUUAUAUAUGAAAGUAACGCGGCGUCGGAGGAAACAUGCCAGAGCAAGGGAAGAAGCUGAUUCUGAUCGUGGUGGAUAUUCUUUGCGUGUUUGUCGCGGCUCUGCCUUCGGCCAUCCUCACGCUGAUGUUCAGUCCUUACCAGAGAGGAAUCUACUGCGAUGACACGAGUAUCAGCUAUCCCUACAGGAGAGACACCGUCUCUCACGGAGCCAUGGCCGCCAUCACCAUCACCUGCUCCAUAGUCAUCAUCACUACAGGCGAGGCCUACCUGGUGCGCACCAAUCGUCUGCGCUCCAACUCCGAGUUCAACCAGUACCUGUCGGCUCUCUACAAGGUGGUGGGCACCUUCCUCUUCGGAGCUGCCGUCAGCCAGUCGCUGACCGACCUGGCCAAGUUCACCAUAGGUCGCCCCCGUCCCAACUUCCUAUCCGUGUGCGCGCCGACCAGCUGUAACGGAUACGUGCUGCAGAUCAACUGCACCGGGAGCCAGCGCAAUGUGACUGAAUCCAGGUUAUCGUUUUACUCCGGCCACUCGUCCUUCGGGAUGUACUGCAUGCUCUUUCUGUCGCUCUACGUCCAGGCCAGAAUGAAGGGGAAGUGGACCAGACUGGUCCGACCCACCAUCCAGUUCUUCCUGGUGGCGUUUGCCGUGUACGUCGGGUACACGCGCGUCUCUGACUACAAACACCACUGGAGCGACGUCCUGGUGGGGCUGCUGCAGGGAGCCCUCAUCGCCGUCCUCACCGUCCGAUACGUGUCUGAUUUCUUCAAGCAGCGUCCCCCGCUCUGCACCCGGCAAGAACCACCCGAGGUCGAGCACCUCGGCCGCAAACCGAGCCCUCAGCCUUCGGACCCGCAGCACGAGAACCACUACAACUGCUCCUGACCUGCACGAGCUCCCUCACAUCCCACUCCCACUCCCACCCCCACUAACCUGGUGCCCACGCUAACGGCGGAGAGCGGAGGACAUGAAAACAGACAAAAGCAAACAGAAAAAAAAAAACCAACACAUUUGACUCUGAGACAACAAUUUUCCACAGUUAUAGAAACUCGAGAUUCUCCAAAACCUGUUGGAACAGAGCCUCCUGUUUGGGUGUGUUGCAAAUAUGCGUUUGUGACGAGGUUUAGUGCAACAGUGUGCAAUGAUUAUGUGUUGUAUUUUAUAUUUUCUUAAUUAUUUCCACCAUACCAAAUAAAAACCGAUACACGAGGGACAAUUUAGCCUAAACGCCAAAGUGACUGACUUUCCAAAGAGAUCUGUCAAAUUUCAAAAAAAACCCUCAAUCGUUGAGUUCUCUGUCCUUGAGUGGAGCAAGAAACCUUGGAAGAUGAAUGUUUUUUUUUUGUGUGUGUGUAUUUUCAACUUUGUCACAAUCCAGUGACACUGUUAUUAUUUUAUCUACACUGGAGCUCGAUUGUAUCAGCCUCGUCUCUGCCACUUCUUUGUCACGUCUCGCUUCGUUCUCUUCCGCGUAUUAACACAUACGUGUCGAGUGCUAACAAUUUUAUUUUGUUUAUAACUACUGUAUCUAAUAAAUUUUGUAUCUUUUUUUUUUAAAUGAAUGUAUCACCACUAUUGCGCCGCGACACUAAGGUGAAACUUGUCAAGUGUGUUUGUUUUAUAGCGACGAACUUUAACGAGUCGUAUUCAUCCCAUCCACUUCUCAGUCUAAGUAUAGACCUCUUCCUUCCAAUUUUAUAAUGAUGUGUGUAACCUAUUGUGAAACUGUACAUAAUGUAAUCAUUUAUUUCCUUCAGCCUGUCGGUUGUUGUUUUUUGUCUUUUUUUGUGCAGUUUCCUCAUAAAUAUUAGCCAGUA